AUGGAUCCCUCGAAUUUUAUAGACCCGAACCUAACCGAGCCGGAUUUAUUGGUUCUAAAGAAUCUCCUGCACGAUGCCGAGCCCGCUAAGCCGGAGAAAAAGGAUUCCGCCUUGGGUGCGCGGAACCGGACAAAAAAGCCUACACAAAAUGGGGCCAGCCAAAAUUCCGAUGAAGACACAAUACAGAAACUGAAGGCUCUCAAUAAUGCUCAGGAUGCUGAGUUUGAGCCCACCGUCUUCGUGACGUGGGAUGUGAAAGACCUUGAAAAGCUGCCCAAAGUAGUUAAAUCGAUCCUGCAGACCUAUGUGAAGGUCGCAAGGCAGCUCGUUCGUGUUGAGACAGACGUGGUAAUGCUCACACAUUUAAUUCUCUAUUUCACGACAUCUGUCCCGAGUGCAAUUCUUCUUUUUCGAAACUUCCACUGGGCUCACGGUGUCGCCCACUGGAUCAUGCAGACCUACUUUGUGGGGACUUAUACACUUAUGAUGCACCAGCAUAUCCAUAUGGGGGGGAUUUUAAAGAAGAGCCUCUGGUGGUUCGACGGGGUUUUCCCGUAUAUCACAAACCCGUUGAUGGGACAUACCUGGAACUCCUAUUACUAUCACCACGUCAAGCACCACCACGUUGAAGGGAACGGGCCCGAUGAUCUUUCCUCGACGAUCCGAUAUCAACGAGACGAGCUCGGCGAUUUUCUGUGCUACGUCGGUCGCUUCUUCUUUUUCAUUUGGCUGGAGCUACCGCUUUACUUCUUCCGGAAAGGGAAAACGGUUAUGGCUGCCAAGGCCGCGUUCUGGGAGUUGGGCAACUACCUUGCCCUUUAUGUCCUCUGGAACUACGUUAACUGGAGGGCUACACUGUUUGUUUUCAUGUUGCCACUCUUGCAGCUGCGCGUGGGCUUGAUGGUCGGGAACUGGGGCCAGCAUGCCUUUGUUGACGAGGUCGACCCGAACUCGGACUUUCGCUCAAGCAUUACCCUGAUAGAUGUACCGAGCAACCGCUUCUGCUACAACGACGGCUACCACACGUCGCACCACUUGAACCCGCUGCGACACUGGCGUGACCAUCCUGUUUCACUUCUCCAGCAGAAGGAUCGCUACGCGGAGGAACAUGCACUCGUGUUUCGUAAUAUCGACUAUAUCAUGAUCACGAUUCAGUUGAUGCGGAAGGACUAUAAGUACCUUGCCAAAUGCUUGGUUCCGAUGGGGGAUCAGGUCGGUAUGACUUUGGAUGAGAAGGCGGAGAUGUUGAGGACGAAAACGAAGAGAUUUAGCGACAUGGAUGUGAAAUCUAAGUUCUAG
Aspergillus puulaauensis is the source of this 1299-nucleotide messenger RNA. Its product is annotated as fatty acid desaturase. The record is from RefSeq and is a predicted model, not a curated record. NCBI's taxonomy places the organism in Eukaryota, Fungi, Ascomycota, Eurotiomycetes, Eurotiales, Aspergillaceae. Bases 1 to 1299 code for a protein of 432 amino acids. Gene Ontology annotation, biological process: lipid metabolic process. The transcript is spliced from 3 exons.